CGUUCUUGCCAAAACCCUAGUACCUGAUCCCUAACCCAGAAUUAUGUGUCUUUGAGGCAGAAAUCCUGCAAGAGGAGGAAAGAUUGGCAAAUCUGAUCUGGUAGGGCGCCUUUCCCUAAAUUUUCAGUUUUGAGUCACUCCAACUCCCACUUUUUUCUCUCCUCCUAUUCCCUUAGUUCCUGGACCUUCACUCAGAGCUUUCUGAUGCCUCGGACUUGUCCCUGCUUUCACCCCUCUUGUUCAGGGGCUUUCACUCCUUUCCCAGAAGGCAGGCAUCCGACCUUCAGUCGCUCCGUUCCCUGUCUUUGCUCUCCUCCAUCUAGCCAAACUAGUUUGAGUCAGCCACACCCCUUUCCGAGCUCCUGGGGCCUUUUGGGUGGUGGCUGGCCACCCACCCCCACCCCCGGGCUUGGCUUGGAGACCUGAGUCAGCUCCAUCUCCACCCAAGCCAAAUCCAACCGGAGGCAGGAGCCGAACGAAACUCGCAGUCCCUCGAGGCCCACAGCCAGGUGAUGGAGGACGAGGAGAAGGCAGUGGACACCUUGGUGAGCAACCUGGAAGCUGCCCACCCUCCAUCCCCCGUCCGCUGCUGCUGGCUCCGCCUCCGCUACUUGGCAGCUACUAGCAUUAUCUGUGGCUGCUCUUGUCUGGGAGUUGUGGCCCUCGUGUUUGCCAUCAAGGCAGAAGAGCGGCAUAAGGCCGGCCGGUUCGAGGAGGCAGUGCACUGGGGGGCCCGGGCCCGGAACUUCAUCCUGGCCAGCUUUGCUGUCUGGUUUGCUGUCCUCGUUCUGGGCCCCCUGCUUCUGUGGCUGCUCUCCUAUGCCAUCGCCCAGGCUGAGUGACCCUGGGUGGCCUCUGCUGAGAGUCAGCAAGACCUCCUGGAUCCUGCAGUGCGGCAUUGCUAGCGUCUGAGGCCAGCAGUGGUCCUUCCUGGCUGGAAGGAUGAUGCCUCUCUCAAAAGGCUUUGGAAGAGCUCUUCUAGACCUUUCUAAAAGGGGGCAGCAGCUAAAACUGUCGAGGGGAGGCCAGCCUGCUCUGUUCUUUCAGUGCCCACCAUCCCCCAGCCUGCUACAUCCUAGGGGCCUCGACCCAGAGGUGGGGUUGAAGACCAGGCCUGAUUUUAUUAGACUUUGUUUUGUAAUAAAAAUCUUUUUUAGCGGUGAAA
Mustela lutreola (European mink) is the source of this 1165-nucleotide messenger RNA. RefSeq names its product transmembrane protein 265 (gene TMEM265). The record is from RefSeq and is a predicted model, not a curated record. The coding region runs from base 513 to 842 and encodes 109 amino acids. The transcript is spliced from 3 exons. NCBI's taxonomy places the organism in Eukaryota, Metazoa, Chordata, Mammalia, Carnivora, Mustelidae. Gene Ontology annotation, cellular component: membrane.